GGUGUGGUAGCCACAAACAGGCAGACACUUAUUCAGCGUUUUAUUGAGUCUUGUAUUAUAGAUUAGAGAUGUCUCAGAGUGUUCCUAAUGAUGCAAAUCACAUUGAUAAACUGGAUAGAGGAGAGCUUGUUGAGAUGGAGGUGGAUAUCUAUGAGAGUGCAGAUGCUAUUAACGACCAACAUAAAGGUGCAGGACACCAACACAACGAGCAACCUACAAAAUCAGCACACGGAGAGAUGUCUGAGACUCCGUAUGAAGACGUGGCCAGCACAAAGGACCUGAACAGAAGCAGUCGAGUGGAAGUGGCAGUGGAUAUCUAUGAGAGUGCUGAUGCUGCAAGAAGCUUUGAGUCCAGCACAAAGAGGAAACUACAAACUCCCCACACAGGAGGCACAGAAGAGCGCAGAUGCUCCAGACUGACUGCAGUGUGUUUGGUGCUGCUGUGUGUUCUCCUGCUGGCUGCCAUCACAGUGCUGUGGUUCAAGUUCAUCAACCUGACUGCAGAGAGAGACCAGCUACAGACCAGCUACACCGACCUGACUAUACAGAGAGACCAGUUACAGAACAAUUACACCAACUUGACGAAAGAGAGAGACCAGAUACAGACCAGUUACACCAACCUGACUAUGGAGAGAGACCAGUUACUGACCAGUUACAACAACCUGACUAUAGAGAGAGACCAGUUACAGACCAGUUACAACAACCUGACUAUGGAGAGAGACCAGUUACAGAAGGAGAGAGAUAAAUGGCAACAGAGGCUUUUAGAACCGAAGUGGAAGUAUUUCAGCGACAGUAUCUACUGCAUCACUACUGUGACGAAGAGCUGGAGUGAAAGCAGGAAGGACUGCACCAGUAAAGGAGCAGACCUGCUGCUCAUAAACAGCAGAGAAGAACAGGAGUUCAUCAGUAAAGUAUUUGGCAGCUCUGAAGCUUGGAUUGGUCUGACGGACGCGGAGAAAGAAGGGGACUGGAAAUGGGUGAACGGCUCAGCACUGACGCAGUCGUUCUGGUGGACAGGGGAACCCAAUGAUUAUGGAAAUGAGGACUGUGCUAUAACUGGCUAUAAAGGUGCUGGAUCUGAACGUUUAUCAACCUGGGCUGAUUAUCCCUGUGAUCAUCCUGUAGUUGGACUCUGUGAGAAAAGUUUAACUGAAUUUUAGUGAACAUGACCAGUAGAAAUUGAAAAAAAAAACUUGUUUGUGCUUCAAAUGCUUUCAGUUCUUAAAGCUCUGUAAAUGUCACAGGCAUUUUAAACAUUGCUUAUUGCCCAUUGACUCAGUGUUUUUGAUGGCUGACAUGGCAUAAGCAAGGGUGCUCAAGAUGAGACGUAGAAUGUGGCGUUUUUAGAGGAUAAACUUGUGCUGAAGCCUAUUUUAGCAACAAUACUGAUGUAAAAGUGAAUGUUAAUGUCAAAAGUUUCAUUAAAUAAAA
Messenger RNA from Pygocentrus nattereri (red-bellied piranha), 1431 nucleotides. RefSeq names its product C-type lectin domain family 4 member K-like. The transcript is spliced from 6 exons. The record is from RefSeq and is a predicted model, not a curated record. NCBI's taxonomy places the organism in Eukaryota, Metazoa, Chordata, Actinopteri, Characiformes, Serrasalmidae. The coding region runs from base 69 to 1160 and encodes 363 amino acids.